AUGCCAGGCACCAUCAGUUUCAUGCAGCAAUCCUUCCCUGGGAAACCACAGUUCACAGAGAGCAAUGUCCCUGACUUGAAGGGCACGGUCACGAUUGUCACCGGUUCAGACACCGGUCUUGGCAAGGAGAUAGCCCAGAUCCUCUACUCCAAGAAUGCCAAGGUCUACAUGAUGGCGCGUUCCAAGGAAAAGACCCAGAAAGCAAUCAACAGUAUCAAGGCUACUGUUCCAAUGUCCAGUGGGGAAUUGAUCUCAUUCCUCUUGACCCUGCAAAUCUCUGGAGCGUCAAGGCCUCCGCUGAGAAAUUCCUUCACAAGGAAUCCAAGCUCCAUGUCCUCUUCAACAAUGCUGGUGUUGGGUAUCCCCUCAAAGGCAGCAAGACGCAACAGGGCCUAUGACCUGCAGCUUGGUGUAAACUGUAUUGGAACAUUUGCAUUCACCAAGCAUCUAACCCCAACACUUGUCUCAACUGCUAAAACCUCACCACCCAACUCCAUCCGCGUGGUCUGGGUCUCAUCCUCUGCUGCUGAAGCCAUUGCUCCCAAAGGCUACAUUGAGAAACUUAACCAAUAUUGA
Monascus purpureus is the source of this 576-nucleotide messenger RNA. The record is from the annotation of a GenBank genome assembly. NCBI's taxonomy places the organism in Eukaryota, Fungi, Ascomycota, Eurotiomycetes, Eurotiales, Aspergillaceae.